Messenger RNA from Prunus dulcis (almond), 501 nucleotides. RefSeq lists its product as uncharacterized. Bases 1 to 501 code for a protein of 166 amino acids. The transcript has a single exon. The record is from RefSeq and is a predicted model, not a curated record. Lineage: Eukaryota; Viridiplantae; Streptophyta; Magnoliopsida; Rosales; Rosaceae.
AUGUAUGGUCAGUGGUACCUCCAUUCCCUAAAUCCGGCCGACCUUUAUAGGCUCUUGCACAAGGCUAGUCGCAGAGGAUUCUCAAGAAUGUUAGGCAGUCUUGACUGCCUGCAUUGGGAAUGGAAGAACUGCCCCACUGCUUGGGCAGGCCAGUAUACCGGCUACAACCAUAAGCCAAUUGUCGUUCUAGAGAUAGUGGCCUCGUAUGACACUUGGAUAUGGCAUGCCAUUUUUGGAGUUGCUGGAUCGAACAAUGAUAUCAACAUCCUAGCUCGUUCUCCGUUGUUCAAUGAUGUAGUCAAUGGAGUGUCUCCCCAUAUCCAAUAUGUUGUCAAUGGAAAUGAAUACAAUCUGGGUUAUUACUUGGCUGAUGGUAUCUACCCUCGUUGGGCUACAUUGGUUAAGACGAUUUCCCAACCGAAUACUCCAAAAAAAAGAGUAUUUUCCCAAAAACAAAAGGCUUAUAGGAAGGAUGUCGAAAGAGCCUUUGGAAUACUUUAG